CAGACACCCUACCAUCAUGUACAAGCUGGUGAUCCUUCUGUGCGCCGUGGCCGCCGCCCACGCCGGCUACCUGGGAGGCUACGCCGCCCCCGCUGUCGCCGUGGUGCCUGCCGUGGCUGCCCCCGCCUUCGCUGUGGCACACGCCCCCGUGGCCGUGGCGCCCGCUGCCUCCUCCAUCGCCAACACGUACAGGAUCUCACAGACCGCCCGCGUCCUGGCCGCCCCCGCCGUCGCUGCCGCCCCCGUGGCCUACGCCGCCCCCGUGGCCUACGCCGCCCCCGCCGUCCACGCCCCUCUGGCCUACGCCGCCCCUGCUGUCGCUGCUCCUCUGCUGAAGGUCCACUGA
Schistocerca nitens (vagrant locust) is the source of this 346-nucleotide messenger RNA. RefSeq names its product cuticle protein 38-like. The record is from RefSeq and is a predicted model, not a curated record. Lineage: Eukaryota; Metazoa; Arthropoda; Insecta; Orthoptera; Acrididae. The transcript is spliced from 2 exons. The coding region runs from base 17 to 346 and encodes 109 amino acids.